CAGCGCAACGGGGAGCAGAUGGCUGUGGAUGCGGACGAGCGCGAGGAGAAGCUUGAACGCGAGCGGAUGGAGGAGCUCGGUGGCGCAGGCGUGUACUCCACCGACCUGUGGCGGAGGGCGCUGCUGGAGGACGACAGCUGGAAGUACGACGUCGUUCCCGAGAUCAUGGAUGGCAAGAACGUGAUCGACUUCGUCGACCCCGACAUCGACAGGAAACUUGCCGAGCUCGAGAGGGAGGAGGCGCUCCUGGUCGCAGAGGCCAAGCUCAACGACGACGAGCAGGUGCUCGAGAAGUUCGCCGAGACGCAGGGCGUCCUGGACGAGCUGCACAGCAGGAUCCGGCAGAGGCGACUCGAGCGGCGGCUCGAGAAGUCGAAGAACCACGUGGCCGUUGGGCGGAAGGGCCGGAACAAGAAGGCCGCGGAGGUCGAGGAGACCCUCACGAAGGGGGGCGUGGACCCGGUCAAGGCGGCCAAGAUCCGGGGCAGGUCGGCCUCGGUGAAGAGGUCGUCCAGCCUCCUGGGGAAGAGGAAGCGCGACGCCACGGCGGGCUCCGAGGGCGCGCCCGAGGGCACCCGGGCCGCCUCGGCCGCCAGGGCCUCCAGCGCGCGGGCGCAGAGCAGGCUCCGGGGCGUGGCCAACGAGGAGGCCGCGUCCAAGAUCGAGAAGCUGCGCAGGAAGCGGAUGCGCGUGCACGAGAGACACGGCAAGAAGGGCGAGGCGGACAAGCACAUCCCCGACUGGAAGCCCAAGCAUCUGUACAGCGGCAAACGCGGCAUUGGCAAGACAGACCGCCGAUGAGAGCGCCUGGGCGCCCCCCAGCGCCGGACGGUCUAGCCGCCUCCGGCGCUGGCGCGCGCGCGCGGCCGCGCCCCUCUCCUCCAGGGUUGUCCAG
Messenger RNA from Prorocentrum cordatum, 895 nucleotides. The record is from the annotation of a GenBank genome assembly. NCBI's taxonomy places the organism in Eukaryota, Dinophyceae, Prorocentrales, Prorocentraceae.